AUGAUUGGCGGUUGGUUAGCCUUGUUGUCCAUUGUUGGCCUGUGGCAAGUUGCCGUAUGCGAAUUUUCGCCAUCCGUACCCGAGCCUGGUACAGUAUGGCAAGCGGGCAAGGAAUACGAUAUUAUAUGGGAGGAGGAUGGCACCAAGCCCUUGAUGGAAAAGAACUGGAGAAACUUUAAGAUCGACUUGAUGACGGGUGAUGAUAUGGAUCAGAAGUUCUUAUCCAAUGUCGCUUCGAAUCUGUCAACCGCCAACGGUGCCACCAGCUUCAAGUGGAAGGCGCCCGACGUCAGCCCUCACUCGCCUGUCUACUUUUUGAUGUUCACAAAUGAACAUGGUGAAAAUGCCUGGACAACUCGUUUCGCAAUUGUAGGUGAGGAUGGCAAGCAAGAGACACCUGAACAUGCUGAACAACCCAGUGGUGAAAAAAUUCCAUGGGGGGUGGGUAAGCUCGCCAAAAUUGAAGCUGCCAAUGUGAACUCGCAAUCCGCUAGCCAGGCUCAAUCCUCUUCCCAAGGUGCCUCCGCAACCGCUCCCCCAGGUCUCAAGAUCCAAACCGCUUCCCAAAAGUCGAGUGCAUCAUCCACUAGUGCCUCUUCCUCCAAUACCUCUGCUGCCAAUGCUUCAAUGACAAGCAUGUCAUGGCAAUCCAUUCUCAUGAUCACAUUUGGGUCGUGGGUUGCAAUGUCCAUGAUGUUAUAUUGA
Molecule: messenger RNA, 705 nt
Organism: Lichtheimia ornata
Lineage: Eukaryota; Fungi; Mucoromycota; Mucoromycetes; Mucorales; Lichtheimiaceae
Exons: 6
Coding region: 1-705 (234 amino acids)
Source: RefSeq, a predicted model, not a curated record